AUGCGACCUUUGGGCUGGGGCUCGGCCCUGUUGGCCCUGGGCUCUCUGGUCUUGCAACCCCUUUCGGUCGGCGCCCAGGGCGAAACGAAGAUCCAUGAAAAAGGUCGAUGUGCGAUUCGUGGCCACUGCGGCAAGAAGUCGAUUUUUGGUGGAGAGCUUCCCUGCCCUGACAAUGGUCUGGCGCACCAACCCGAGGAGGAGACACGAAAAAAGUUGGUUGGAUUAUGCGGGCACAAAUGGGAGGAAGGCCCCGUCUGUUGUCGUGAUGAGCAGAUCGACGCGUUGUCCAGCAAUCUGAAACUGGCGGAAGGUAUCAUUGCCUCCUGUCCAGCGUGCCGAGAAAACUUCUUUAAUAUAUUCUGCACUUUCACUUGCUCGCCGGACCAGUCGCUUUUUGUUAACGUCACGACUGCCGAAGAAAACAACUCCGGAAAGAAACUCGUGACGGAGCUAGACAACGUAUGGACCGAGGAGUACCAGAGCGGCUUUUUUGACAGUUGCAAGAACGUUAAGAAUGGCGCUUCUGGUGGCAAGGCUAUUGACUUCAUCGGCGGGGGUGCGAAGAACUAUUCCCAGUUUCUCAAGUUUUUGGGAGACAAGAAAUUACUCGGGAGCCCCUUCCAGAUAAAUUACCUGACCGAGCCCAAUGGACCCGGUGCCGACAGCAUGAAGGCUCUUCCUUUGAAGCCCAAGUCUUGCAACGACCCAGACAAAUCUUAUCGCUGUUCCUGCGUCGACUGCCCGGACGUGUGCCCGGAGUUACCUGCAGUGUCCAUUGAGAAGGCCUGCCAUGUGGGCCUCCUGCCAUGCCUCUCGUUUGCGGUGAUUAUCAUCUACUCGACAUUUUUGGUACUAGUGAUGGGGCUCGCUAGCUAUGUCACAUACAAAGAACGUCGGUUCCGCAAACCGGAGCGAGUGCGUCUCCUACAGGACCCUCAUCCAAGCGACGAUGAUGACGAAGGCGAGGUUGUCCGUCGGGGCGGGUAUUUGGAACAGCUUCAUGGGGUCUAUAAGCCCAACUCUUGGCUCUCUGCUUUAUUUCACCGUAUUGGAGGAGCGUGUGCUCGAUUUCCAGCCAUUACCAUUGGCUCCAGCCUUAUUGUUGUGGUGAUUUUGAGCCUGGGCUGGCUACGAUUCACUGUCGAAACCGACCCGGUCCGCCUCUGGGUGAGUCCUUCAUCUGCUGCUGCACAGGAAAAAGAGUUCUUUGACAAGAACUUUGGGCCUUUCUACCGGGCUGAGCAAGCAUUCUUGGUAAAUGAUAGUGGCCCAGUUCUCGAGUAUGACACUCUUGCGUGGUGGUUUGAUGUGGAAUCUCGGGUGCGACGUAUGAUCUCGUUGGAUCAAGGCCUGAAUCUGGAUGACGUCUGCUUCAAGCCCACUGGGGAUACUUGUGUUGUGCAAUCCCUAACUGGUUACUUUGGAGGAUCUGUCGCCAACCUUGACCCUGAUACGUGGACGAAUCGCCUGCGCCAUUGUACAGAAUCUCCCGGCGACCCUAGCUGCCUUCCCGACUUCAAGCAGCCUCUCAAACCAGAGAUGAUUUUGGGCGGCUAUGAAGACACCGACAACGUCCUCGAUGCCCGAGCUCUGGUUGUUACAUGGGUAGUGAAUAACUUUGCCCAAGGCACUGAAAAAGAGAAAAAAGCAGUUGACUGGGAGAAUAGCUUCCGCCAUCUCUUUGCUGAUGUUCAAGAAGAAGCCUCCCAACGUGGUUUACGCGUCUCAUUCAAUGCCGAAGUCAGCCUGGAACAGGAGUUGAAUAAAUCGACCAACACUGAUGCAAAAAUUGUUGUUAUCAGCUAUGUCAUCAUGUUUCUCUAUGCCUCAAUCGCAUUGGGCUCCGUCACGGUGACCUGGCGAUCUCUCCUUAACAACCCUGCCAAUGCCCUUGUGCAGUCCAAAUUUACGUUAGGCAUUGCAGGUAUCCUGAUUGUAUUAAUGUCGGUUUCUGCCUCUGUUGGACUCUUUUCCGCUGCGGGCGUCAAAGUUACCCUGAUCAUUGCCGAGGUCAUUCCCUUUUUGGUUCUCGCUGUGGGCGUGGACAAUAUCUUCUUGAUCGUCCACGAAUUCGAGCGCGUUAACUUCAGCCACCCUGACGAAGAGAUCGAUGAGAGAGUUGCUCGCGCUGUGGGCAGGAUUGGACCCAGCGUAUUUCUCUCCGCAUUGACUGAAACGGUGGCAUUUGCUCUCGGAGCUUUUGUUGGUAUGCCUGCGGUCAAGAAUUUCGCAGCGUAUGCAGCGGGCGCCGUGUUCAUCAACGCCAUUCUGCAGAUGACCAUGUUUAUUUCUGUCCUUGCCCUCAACCAGAGACGAGUACAGAGCCUUCGUGCCGACUGUUUCCCCUGCCUCACUGUCAGGAAAGCCAAUUCAAAUGGCUUACCGGCGGAGCAGAUCUAUGACGAGCAUGAGGCGGAAAGUACCUUGCAAGGCUUCAUCCGUCGGGUCUAUGCUCCGUUCCUUCUUGAUCGCCGCGUCAAGGCUGUCGUUGUCCUUGCUUUCUUGGGUCUCCUCACAGCCGGGUUGGCAUUGAUUCCCCAGGUCGCCCUCGGGCUGGACCAGCGAAUUGCGCUCCCGAGCGACUCAUACUUGAUCUCAUAUUUUAAUGACCUCGACGCGUAUUUCCGCACUGGUCCUCCGGUAUACUUCGUCACUCGCGAUGUCAAUAUCACCGAGCGAAAACACCAACGGCAGCUUUGCGGACGGUUCACCACCUGUGAAGAGUACUCCCUUCCAUUUGUUCUGGAACAGGAAGUCAAGCGGCCGAAUGUGUCUUACCUCACUGGAUCGGCGGCCAGCUGGAUCGAUGAUUUCUUUUACUGGUUGAAUCCCCAACAAGAUUGCUGUCAAGAAAACGGCAAGACGUGCUUUGAGGGUCGCUCUCAUCCAUGGAACCUCACGUUAUAUGGCAUGCCGACUGGGUCGGAGUUCAUCCACUACGCCCAAAAAUGGAUUGAUGCACCCACGACCGCAUCCUGCCCCCUCGGGGGGCAAGCUCCCUAUAGCAACGCGCUCGUAAUCGACUCGCGACAUACCAUGAUAAAUGCCAGCCAUUUCCGGACCAGCCACAUUCCCCUUCGCAGCCAGGAUGACUUCAUUCAGGCAUACAUUGCAGCUCGUCGAAUUGCCGAUGGACUCUCACAGUCCCACCACAUUGAUGUGUUCCCUUACUCCAAGUUCUACAUCUUCUUCGACCAGUAUGUGUCCGUCGUCCGCCUGACUGGUACCUUACUGGGAUCGGCUGUUGCCAUCAUCUUUGUUCUCACCUCCGCCAUUCUGGGUUCGAUCGCGACCGGUGCGGUCAUUACCACUGUAGUGGUAAUGACUGUGGUUGACAUCAUUGGCACCAUGGCCCUUGCGGGCGUGUCUCUGAAUGCGGUCUCCCUGGUCAACCUCGUCAUUUGUGUUGGCAUUUCAGUUGAAUUUUGCGCCCAUAUUGCCCGCGCCUUCAUGUUUCCCUCGCGAACAUUGCUCGAGAAGGCCCCGGCUUCCUUCCGCGGUAAAGAUGCUCGUGCUUGGGCUGCUUUGGUCAACGUGGGCGGCAGUGUUUUCAGCGGCAUUACGAUCACGAAACUGCUUGGCGUGUGUGUUCUGGCAUUUACGCGCAGCAAGAUUUUCGAGAUCUACUACUUCCGAGUAUGGCUGGCGCUGGUGGUGUUCGCUGCCAUCCACGCUCUCAUCUUCCUUCCAGUUACCCUCAGCUAUUUCGGUGGUGGCGGAUACUUUGACCCUGCAUCCGAUGGUGGAUUGGAGGCGAAUCUUGCCUCGCGGGGGUACCGAUCGUUGCUGGUCGACGAUGAAUAUGACUCCGACGAAUACUAA
Penicillium macrosclerotiorum is the source of this 3822-nucleotide messenger RNA. RefSeq names its product sphingolipid transporter NCR1 (gene ncr1). NCBI's taxonomy places the organism in Eukaryota, Fungi, Ascomycota, Eurotiomycetes, Eurotiales, Aspergillaceae. Gene Ontology annotation, cellular component: membrane. The transcript has 3 exons. The record is from RefSeq and is a predicted model, not a curated record. Gene Ontology annotation, molecular function: lipid carrier activity. Bases 1 to 3822 code for a protein of 1273 amino acids.